ACAAAUCCCCAGAAGCAGCAGCAGCAGCGGCUCCGGUCGGUCAGCGGUCCUUCACGCAGCUACCUUUAUUCCCUUUUCUUAAAUUAGUCACUUUCAGCUUCGCGAUACCGCCCCCAAUUUCAGCGUCGGUACGGAGCCGCCAGGCCGGGACAGAGACGGAGAGAGAGGCCUCGGCCAUGGAAGCGCUCGGACCCGGCCCGCCCGCCCCUACCUCUCUGUUUCAGCCUCCACGGCGUCCCGGCCUCGGCACGGUGGGGAAACCCAUCCGGCUCCUCGCCAACCACUUCCAGGUCCAGAUUCCCAAGAUUGAUGUCUAUCACUACGAUAUCGACAUCAAGCCUGAGAAACGGCCUCGGAGGGUCAACAGGGAGGUGGUGGACACCAUGGUGCGGCACUUCAAGAUGCAGAUCUUUGGAGACCGACAGCCGGGUUACGACGGGAAGAGGAACAUGUACACGGCACACCCACUGCCGAUAGGGAGGGACAGGGUGGACCUGGAGGUGACCCUACCUGGCGAGGGGAAGGACCAGACCUUCAAGGUGUCUCUGCAGUGGGUGUCUGUGGUCAGUCUUCAGAUGCUGCUGGAGGCCUUGUCGGGUCACCUGAACGAGGUCCCAGAAGACUCUGUUCAGGCUCUGGAUGUCAUCACACGACACCUUCCCUCCAUGAGGUACACUCCGGUGGGGCGUUCGUUUUUCUCACCUCCGGAGGGUUACUACCAUCCUCUAGGCGGAGGCCGGGAGGUGUGGUUCGGGUUCCAUCAGUCCGUCCGUCCGGCCAUGUGGAACAUGAUGCUCAACAUCGACGUGUCGGCCACGGCUUUCUACCGCGCUCAGCCCGUCAUCGAGUUCAUGUGUGAAGUUCUGGACAUCCAGAACAUCAACGAGCAGACCAAACCUCUGACCGACUCGCAGCGCGUCAAAUUCACCAAGGAGAUCAGAGGCCUGAAAGUUGAGGUCACACACUGCGGUCAGAUGAAGAGGAAGUAUCGUGUUUGCAACGUGACGCGUCGACCUGCCAGCCACCAAACCUUCCCGUUGCAGCUGGAGAACGGCCAGGCCAUGGAGUGCACAGUAGCUCAGUAUUUCAAGCAGAAGUACAACCUCCAGCUCAAAUAUCCACAUUUACCCUGUCUGCAAGUGGGGCAGGAGCAGAAGCACACCUACCUUCCCCUGGAGGUGUGUAACAUCGUAGCCGGUCAGCGCUGCAUCAAGAAGCUCACAGACAACCAGACGUCCACCAUGAUUAAAGCCACGGCUCGCUCAGCCCCCGACAGGCAGGAGGAGAUCAGCCGACUGGUGAAAAGCAACAGCAUGGUCGGGGGCCCGGACCCCUACCUGAAGGAGUUUGGCAUCGUGGUGCACAACGACAUGACGGAGGUGACCGGCCGAGUGCUGCCAGCGCCCAUGCUGCAGUAUGGGGGCCGGGUGAGUACCGACACAGGGAGGGACUGUGGCAGGGGACUCUCUCCACAGAAUAAAACCGUGGCCACGCCCAACCAGGGCGUCUGGGACAUGAGGGGGAAGCAGUUCUACGCCGGCAUCGAGAUCAAGGUCUGGGCUGUGGCCUGCUUCGCCCCCCAGAAACAGUGUCGGGAGGAUCUGCUCAAGAGCUUCACAGAUCAGCUGAGGAAGAUCUCCAAGGACGCUGGGAUGCCGAUCCAGGGCCAGCCGUGUUUCUGUAAAUACGCCCAGGGAGCCGACAGCGUGGAGCCCAUGUUCAAGCACCUGAAGAUGUCCUACGUGGGUCUGCAGCUGAUCGUCGUCAUCCUGCCUGGAAAAACCCCCGUUUACGCUGAGGUGAAGCGGGUCGGAGAUACGCUGCUUGGCAUGGCCACCCAGUGCGUCCAGGUGAAGAACGUGGUGAAGACGUCGCCUCAGACGCUCUCCAACCUCUGCCUGAAGAUCAACGCCAAGCUGGGAGGCAUCAACAACGUCCUGGUUCCUCACCAGAGGCCUUCGGUGUUCCAGCAGCCUGUCAUCUUCCUCGGUGCUGACGUCACACAUCCUCCGGCAGGCGACGGGAAGAAGCCAUCGAUUGCGGCGGUAGUCGGCAGCAUGGACGGACAUCCCAGCAGAUACUGUGCAACCGUCAGAGUCCAGACGUCUCGGCAGGACAUGUCGCAGGGUCAUGGGGGGCUGGAGUCUAUCCCAGCUGAUUCAGGGCGAAGGCAGGGGACACCUGGACAGGAGCAGCUCUUCAGUCAGGAGGUCAUCCAGGAUCUGACCAACAUGGUCCGAGAGCUGCUCAUCCAGUUCUACAAGUCGACUCGCUUCAAGCCAACACGAAUCAUCUACUAUCGAGGCGGCGUCUCCGAGGGACAGAUGAAGCAGGUGGCGUGGCCGGAGCUGAUCGCCAUCAGGAAGGCCUGCAUCAGUCUGGAGGAGGACUACCGGCCAGGAAUCACCUACAUCGUGGUCCAGAAGCGUCACCACACCCGUCUGUUCUGCUCCGAUAAAGCCGAGAGGGUUGGGAAGAGCGGUAACGUUCCAGCUGGCACCACGGUGGACAGCACCAUCACUCACCCGUCCGAGUUCGACUUCUACCUGUGCAGCCAUGCUGGGAUUCAGGGAACCAGCCGUCCCUCCCACUACCACGUCCUGUGGGAUGAUAACUGUUUCACGGCCGAUGAGCUGCAGCUCCUCACCUACCAGCUGUGCCACACCUACGUCCGCUGCACGCGCUCAGUGUCCAUCCCAGCGCCGGCCUACUACGCCCGGCUGGUGGCCUUCAGAGCCCGGUACCACCUGGUGGACAAAGACCACGACAGCGCUGAAGGCAGCCAUGUUUCAGGCCAGAGUAACGGCCGGGACCCCCAGGCGCUGGCGAAGGCGGUUCAGAUCCACUAUGACACCCAGCACACCAUGUACUUCGCCUGAGCUCCACCUGUGGAUCCACGUCCUGUUCCCCCUUUUCUUUCUCCUCAUCUUUCUCUCCUCGUAGUCUGUCUCUUUCUCUUCUGAAUCUGCACCAAAGCGGCUCGUUGAGGGAAGAAAACCAGCUGACGGUUGGGGUAAAACCAGCUGACGGUUGGGGUAAAACCAGCUUCCCUUCGUGGAACCACCUCCAGCCGGCGUUCCCGGCCGAGCCGCCGUCUUCAACCAGCAAAUCCAGCACUGCGAAGCCGCCAUGGUUUCCGCUGCACAGAAAAAAGAAAAAGAAAAAAAAAACUAAAGAAAGAAACCAUGAAAAAACAAAAACAAACCACACACGAGUUGAGCCAUUGUUUUAGCGUUUGUUUUUGUUUUUUCCUCUCUGAAUGUGGUGUUUGUGAUACACUGAGCUCCAGCUCUCAGCUAAGCAGGACUCUUAUCUACUUUUACCUCAACGCCCAUCGGGCUAAAUCUGUCACAAGGUCUGGGGUUUAUCGGGUGGUGGGGAGGGACUCUUAGAGACGGAGGGGAGUCGACCUUUUCAGAAUGAUAUAUAUACAUAUAUAUAUAUUUUUCCUUUUUAUGAACGUGUGUUUUAACUUUUUCUCCUUUUUCGGUCUUUUACAAGCGAGGUGACCUGGGUGUCCAUGCCCAUUGCGACUUUCCUCCCAUCUUAGCAACGUGUGUGUGAUCUCUGUAUAUACAUGUACUGUUGUAUGAGAGUGUGUGUGUAUGUGUGUGUGUGUGUGUUUCAUGGCAGGCCACUGAAUUGUAAAGGGAAAUCAUGGAGAUAACUGCUGUAAAUGCCUCAGAUUUGUUGUUUUUAUAUUCACACGUACAGUACAUAUAAGCAUAUAUUUACAUCUAUAGAGCAACUUUGAGACAUAUGACAAAAAACAGGCCCGACGAGGCCAGUGUGGGUAUUUCCUAGCAGCCCUGGAUCGCUUUGUCGCCUGAAAUGCGUCGGAUUAUGAGGAAAAUCGACUAAUCAGCUGCGUUUGAGUCAGUGGAGUGAGUCCAGGUCUGAGUGUAGCAGUAGCUGUACCCGUGGUCCGGCCGGCCGAAGGCAUUAAUCACAGUUUUAUCAGCGAUCUUAAUUUCCUUUGGACCUGAUUAUAUGAAAGAUUAUAUGGACGACACUGCUGGACAUUUCUUCUUUUUUUAAAAAUAGUUUCAAGGGCCGGAAACCGACAUAGUUUUUUCUUUGAUUGUUUUUUUUCGCUAAUAUUUGGUCAAUUCAUUGCACUGACCCGGGACGCUAGGCAAGCAACAGAGGGCACUCUCAAUCUCUCUUUACCUUUAUGCAUUUAUACAUACGAAUCGACGGAUCAGAUUUGUAAAAGUUUAAUAUAAGAUGUUUUGUGGUUAUCUUUAAAAAAAAAAGAACAAAAAAAACACAAAGCGUUGUUUAGGAUCUAGUAGUUUACCAUCGAUGUUGUCGUUGUUGUCAAUGUUGUUGCUAUUGUGAUGAAAUUUUACGGUUCGGCAGCAGAAGCCAGUUUUAUUCUGGUUACUAGUUUGGGAAUAGAUUCGGUUGUUGAGCUGCAGGUUCGAGGGUUCGGAGGUUUUAUUUGUAGCAUCCUGGCGAACAGUGGCAGCAGUGGGAUUGAGGCUCCGUGUAGCGUCUGGUUGGAUCAAACAUUACGCAGAUGAUGUAUUAUACAUUUCUAAUACUGUUCAUGAAAAGUCCGAUUAGCUCACAUUUGAUGGGGUAUUUUUACCGAUGUGGCUAAAAGACGCAACUCUUCUUGAGAAAUGCAUCCGAUAAUCACAUUUGAUCCGGUCAGAGAAGCAUUUUUCCAUUUUUUCUUUUGUAAAUAAGCUGAAAAUAAUGGGAAAAAACACAACCAGGAGUUUUAAAGGCUCCAAUUCUCAGUGUUUCUCAGCCGAAGAGUUUAGUCGUUUUGUCCGUUAACGAGUUUUUAGAGGAAAAACUGCUGCGUUGAUUCAUGAGUUUAUCGCACUAUUUUUCUGAUUCUUUCCGUCUUUGGUUCAUUAUUUUCAGUGUAUUUAUAUAAAAGAAGAAACGCAAAACGCUUCUCAAAGACUUGAUUUUUUUUUUCCUAUAGUUGCGUCAUUUUGCAACGUUGGUGAAAAAACAAACAGUAAAUGUGAGAUAAUCUGACUUUCCAUGAUCAAUAUUAGAAACAUAUAAUCCGACAUCAUCUGCUUAACGUUUGAUUCAAGCAGGUGCCACCCGGAGCCUCAAACCCACCGCUGCUUGGUUUGUUUUCGAUCGGACAAUCAGGAAGUGCGAUCAAGAUCAGAUUGAGGGAUUUGUUUUUAAGAAAAAGUAAAAAGCAGUUUGCAAUAGGCAAUGAGUUGAAUUUUUAGACUUUUUAAACAACGGUUUCUAUUACUCUCUGUGUGUAUUGAAGUAUACCCAUCUUACUAUUUAACGGCGUUUGUUUCAUAUUUUUAUGCGUUUUUAACACUGGAUUGAAUUGACAGUAAGCAUCAGCACUGCCCUCGGACCCCCUGCUGGAGAGGAAGGGGCGGGGUUACGUCGGCGUGCACGCCUCCUCAGGGCGGGGCCGCUCAGCAGACGAACCCUUUUGUAAUAAACCACCGGUAAAGCAGCAGGUUUACUAUGAAUGAGUUCGAGCGCCUUCCUGCGGACGGCGUGGGCGUCGGCGGUGGCGGUGGGCAUGGCAGGGGGUGUGUCCAGGCACUGCAUGCAAUACUUAGUUUAAAGAUCAGCUUUUUAAAAACGUGCACUAGUUCUACCGAGCCGAGCGGGCUCUUCGAUUCAGCAUCCACAAGGCGAAUAUUUAAUCCGAUGAGCAAUAUCAGCCCCGUUUUUCCUAAAAUAUGGAACAGCAAAGCUAUAAUUCUUCUCAUCGUGGUCGUUGUUGUGCGUCCGUACUUUUUUUUAAUCUCGUACUUUUUCAGUUAAUUUUAUUUGCUCGUAUCAAUCAGUGGGAAUGUGCAUUUGGUGGAAUAGUUGUGUAGAUUUUCUUUCUCGUAGACUUUGCUCGCCUGCAUGCCGGAGUAUUGUCCUUUCAAAAUAGAAGUUUAAAAAAAAACUUUUUGGAAUCAUAUUUAUUAUGAGAAAAUAUAAACACUUUUUUCUUUUCGGGUAAAUAUUUAUGGAUUUUAGUGGGACUGUUUUAGGCUAGCAAUAUGUUGUCGGUCUCUCAGAUGUAUCUUAUUCCUACACCGGUGAUGUGGAGGUCGUGUUCGGCGGCAGCGGAGUCGUUCUUUAGCGUCGUGUUCGAAUCCAAACGAGGUACUUUGUUCAAACGUUGGACCCGUUAAAGAGCGACGCCUCCGCCGCCUCCCGGCCGGUUGGUUACCGUAGCGAGCGUCCGUUUCCGUCUCCUUGUUUCCUGGUUUAUGUACCCGCGGCCGCCCUCCCGUUUCCAUGGCAACUCCUUUGGCGCCCCCCGGGUGGAGGCGGUCUCCACGGCGACGAUGACGGAGCAGGAUUACCUCUUUUUAACCUUUUUAAAGUCGACAAAAAACUAAAAAGCUCCAUAACUGUUUGUGCCCCGAUAGACAGAGAGCAUGAAUUAUUUUGAAUUCCUCUCACUUUGAUAUCUCGUUCUAUCUCGACGGAUUUGUUAUUCUGUGUUUCGUCGUGUUUUCAGUUCCCUUCUCCUCCUCAGUUCCUGUUUCUGUUGUUUAGCUCUGGUUCUGUUCCUUUCUUCUGUGAUCGUCUCAUAGCAAUAGAACCACAGAACUGGCCCCAUCUGGCUCUGACGGAGGAACCUUUGUGAUUGGUUGCGGGGCUCGUUGAGGCUCCGCCCUCAGCAGACCGCCAUUCACUCGCUGUUAUUGCUAUUAUGUGACAUGUUCAAUACAUUUUUUUUUAGCCUGCAGGGAAUUCUUGUGUUAAUGUGCAAAGUAAUAAAUUGGUAUUUUAUGCCUAAAACGAA
Amphiprion ocellaris (clown anemonefish) is the source of this 6751-nucleotide messenger RNA. RefSeq names its product argonaute RISC component 4 (gene ago4). The transcript is spliced from 20 exons. The record is from RefSeq and is a predicted model, not a curated record. The coding region runs from base 177 to 2879 and encodes 900 amino acids. Gene Ontology annotation, molecular function: RNA binding; protein binding. NCBI's taxonomy places the organism in Eukaryota, Metazoa, Chordata, Actinopteri, Pomacentridae.